This is a messenger RNA of Trichoplusia ni (cabbage looper), 4286 nucleotides long. RefSeq names its product cyclic AMP response element-binding protein A (gene CrebA). Gene Ontology annotation, molecular function: cAMP response element binding; DNA-binding transcription factor activity, RNA polymerase II-specific. Gene Ontology annotation, biological process: regulation of apoptotic process; regulation of transcription by RNA polymerase II. Lineage: Eukaryota; Metazoa; Arthropoda; Insecta; Lepidoptera; Noctuidae. The record is from RefSeq and is a predicted model, not a curated record. The transcript is spliced from 7 exons. Bases 325 to 1449 code for a protein of 374 amino acids.
CCGUACCUCGCCGCGAGUGUGUGUAUUGUCUGCGCUCAGCAUUUUCAUAACAUUCCUCGCGUGAAGUGAAACUUUAUAAAAAAAUAUUUCGUUCCAAUAACAAAUGGGCGUCGAUAGUGAAACGUAAACUUGUGAUGAUGCACAGUGCUCUGUGAGGAUUGCGUCGUCUGACAGUUGGUAAUAGUGCAGUUUGCAUUCUUGCCGAGUUCCGCCCGCUCGGAAGAGGACAGUUAAAGAGUGACAGUUUGCUGUGUUUUGUGCGAGUUUUUCUCGAGGAAGUUCACUGUGUUUUGGUCGGAGGCCGUCGUGAACACCGGCCCCGACAUGGAGGGUUACUUCGACAUCUCUAACGAUCUGAAGGACGUCUGGGAGGCGGACAUUGACCCGGAGAUGCAAGAUGUACUGGAAGAGGAUUCAGAGAUGAGCGACUGGCUGAUUGAGCGGGAUUCAAAGUCAGGAGUGGUGCUGCACGACCGGCUGAUGACAGACGCCGCCCUGGGGGCCGCCCCCAUCAAGACAGAGCACUCCUACAGCCUGCACUCAGACGUCGAGUCCGCGCCCCCCUCGCCACAUCAUACCAAAGUUGAUGACAUGGAAGACGAAUGCUACCCAGCGAUGCCAGCCAGCGCGUGGAGUAGCCGGCGGAGGUCCAGCGAAUCGCCUCCUCGGGAGGUGAAGGCGGAGCCCAAGUCUGAGCCAGAGUCUCCAGCGUCCUCCUGCCCGCCCUCACCCACCCCCGGCACGCCUGUCGCACACCUCGACUAUGUUAUUGACCAUACGACUGGUACAAUCCACAUGCCGCAAGCAGUCCUACAGAAGGUGGGCGCAGCGGGGAUGCCACAGCUGCUGCUGAGCGCGGCGCCGCGGCUCGCCACCUCGCUCAACUCCAACAAACUAUCCAUCAAAGUCACCUCUAGUUCGGGAGCUUCAGGGUUCAACUUGCCCCCGACGCCGCCAUCGUCCCUGUCGUCAUCGGACAGCGAGGGCGCGCUGUCCCCAGCGCACGAGGCGUCGGCCGCGCCGCUCGCGCCUCCCGCCGCGCCCGCGCGACGCUCGCACCUGUACGUGUCGCACCACACACGACAGCCCAUCAACACGCCGCUUAUCAGCAGUCAACCGAAAGGUUCAACUGGAACCCUGGUGCUAACAGAAGAAGAGAAACGCACGUUACUCGCAGAAGGUUACCCUGUCCCUACCCGUCUACCUCUAACCAAGGCCGAGGAGAAAUCCCUCAAGAAGAUUAGGAGGAAAAUAAAGAACAAGAUAUCAGCACAAGAAAGCAGACGCAAAAAGAAAGAGUACAUGGACCAGCUGGAGAGGAAGGUGGAAAUCCUGAUAUCGGAGAACACAGACUACAGGAAGCGGGUGGAGACCCUGGAGCAAAAGAACGCGAGCCUGCUGAGCCAGGUGGCCUCGCUGCAGGCCAUCGUGGCGCGCGGCCGCAAGUGACCGCGCCAGCCGCUCUAGAUAUCCUUGUCCAAAUGUAACGCUGUCCCAUAACGGAAGGAAUGUAUAUUUUGGAUGUAUUUACAUUUACGUCGCGUACACCAAGUGUCCGGGGAAGAACUGUCAGCGUUUGAAUGGUUGCUCACUGUAUUUGUUAGGAAAUAGGUAUUCUGUGGUGCUGGAUCAAUAUACCUGCUGCGUCAGUAUACAAACUGUCUUGUGCCACACUAGAUAUUUAUUUUAUACGACUCUGAAACAGUUUUCGUUCGACGAGACGGCGAGGGAUGACUCGAUAACAGGGAAUUAUAGUACUGGGGUUUUAGAUAAGUAUCGAUAAUUAUUUACGCGUGUUGUUUGAAAUCUCGUAAUAUAUAUAAUGGCGCUGUAACGGCGAUAAAUAGAUUGUAAGUUUUAUCAUUAUGCGUGUUUUCAUUGAAAAUAUGUGCAAUUAGUUUAAGGUUUUAUUGUUACCCAAAGCAUACGAUGUAUUGUCGCGCGCCUGUCGCCUCGCAAUCACAGGAGCCUGUCUGUAUGCGGCCUAAUUUUAAUGGUAUUUGACACUAGAUUAAACAAUAGAGACUACUAAACUACUUAAUAUAGUUUCGGGACAUAUCGCGGGACCCUGGAGCCGAUGUCCUCGAGUCCGCGGGAAUCUUCGUAGCAUAAUAUUGUAAGGCGAGCAAUGUACCAGCGUGCGUCUUACCGACUAAUAUUGAAUUCCAUGAAUUUGCAUUUAUAGCGAAAUGUGUAUUGUCCUAGAGAUUUUACCUUGUAUUUAAGAUAAAGUUAGUUAUGUAUCUAAUAAUGGACCUAUUUAAAGCCGAUCGUGUGACAAGUGUUUUCGGUUAUGUCUAGUCUGUCAUGGAACCGCCGGGUCUCGUUGUGGAGGCCUCAGAUGUAAACAUUAGCUGUAUACAAUAUCAGUUCAUACUGCGCUCUGUAUCGACAAGUACAAAAUAAUGGCAUGCCUUCAACGGAAAUAACGUAACUAACUGUAUUCAGCUAACUCAUUUAUUUACAUGCAGUAUUUUAACUAUAAGGGCUGUGUCGCAACAAAUGCAGAGGUGUAGACACCAACUUGACUACAUUUCACGCUGUUCGUCUUUCCUCUAGCACAAAUUUAAAACUUGUAACAAAUGCCUGUCACAUCUCCACAGUAACUAUAUCUAAACUCCAGCUUGUAAUCUUGUUUUAAUCACCCAACAUUGUCUAACCUCUGUGUUGCUGUCGAAACACCUAGAAGCUAAAAAGUAAUCCGUUUCAAGCAAUAACGUCUAGCAGAAUCUCCAGUGUCAGUGCAUUAGUGUGUCGCGUUGGUCUUGCCAACAGCCGCAGCUUCACAACACCACAGCGGACUGCUAGUGAUCUUCCUAACAUUCUUUUAACACUAAACAUUCCAUUUCUUAGUAAUAUGAGUGACUUAAAGUGAGCUCGAGUACUUAUUACAAAUAAUCGUAGUCUAUUAACCAACUUAAAAAAAAAACAUGUGUAAUAGAUAAAUGUGCUGUUUAAACAUUUUCGUUGGAAUUUAGAAGAGUAGCCAAUAUUUGAAUGUAGAAUUAAACUUGUUUCUAUCAGCUUGUAGAUUAUGACGUAUGAAUUUUGAAAGUAGAAUUGUAACAUCGACAAUUUGGCGUCGUUAUUUACAUAGUUUGAUAUCGAGUUUGUAAAUAUUUUUAACAUGAUAUAUUAAUCUAUUUACCUGAAUGCCUGUAUAUAGGCCCAAAUAUCAUUGUUUCGUAUUAAUAUUUCACUGUUUGUGCAAUUAAUUUGUUCACUUAUACACUCCUAAAUGUUCUUCCUAUUUAGUCAUAAGAAAAUGUUCUAUUUAUAUAGCGCUGAAUUAAUAUAUCGACAUAUUAUUAACCUGACUUAUCAGGGAACGUUUUAAAAGAAUUGAGAUAUAUUUUAAGAGAUUUUUUCUAAGGAAAUUUUAGAUAUAUAUAAAUACUGUUUUACAUGUCUUUAUCACUAUACAAGUUAGGUCUCUAGUUAGAGUAUCGUUAGUAUCUACAUACAAGUUUAUUAUUGGAACUGCAGUGUGCCUGUCAAUCAACUGAUGAUUAUGUGGAGUAAGUGUGAUGAAAUGGACAUCGCUAUGUUCGUGUUUAUGGCUGAGCUCGCGAGUGGAACUGGCGCCGGUUCAGCUCGCGACCUAGCUCCGUGACGAGUCUGCGUAAGCGCUCCUCCGGUCGACACCGAGACAAUCGGAAAUCGUCGAAACACGUGAGUAGAGCCUAAACUUGUAAACAUAUGUCACUCAAGUUAUAUUAUAAAAAGAAAUCAGAGAGUAUCGUAUCCUUUAUAGAAAUUAUAAUUAUUUAAAAAUGAAUUAUCCAAUUCCUAAUAUGGCAUUUACCGUCGGAAAAAGUGAUUUUAUAGGAAUUAUGUGAAUUAACUGACGUUAGUAAUAUAUUUAACUUAUAAUGGAAUUAAUAUAUGAGAGAGGUGCGUUUGCACCGGGCUUAUGACAUAAUAACUUGUAAUGUAAACGAAAUGCCAAACAUACUUACUUUUAUGUUAUUAUGCACCAUUAUAUACAUACAUAUUUUGUGUGACGUGUCGUGCGUGUGUCACCCGCGACCCCGUGGCCGCCGAUGGCUCGUUGUCGGGCAUCGGUGGCCGCUGUGCGUCGGCCUCGGGUGACCGCUGUCCGCCGCCCGCGUGAGGGCGAGCGAUCUUGUUAUUCAAUAUAAAGUGUAAUUUUAUUAAUAGUUUUAUUUGUUAAAACUAUACGUUACCUUGAGUCAUGAUUUGUUGAAUCGUUUGUUUUAUUAUUAUUUUUCAAUGACAUUGCGGAUUUUACUGUCACACUUCUAAUAAAACGUCAAAUAAUGUAA